ACGAUGAGCAGUGUUAAAGAUAGUGAACAAUACAAUUUCUCAGCUGAAAUUAAUCAGCUGAUGGGCAUUAUUGUAAAUACUCUUUACAGCAACAAAGAGGUUGCUAUCAGAGAAUUGAUUUCUAAUGCUUCUGAUGCUUUAGAUAAGAUUCGAUAUGAAUCUUUGACCAAUCCAGCAAUUUUAACGGUAGAACCAAAAAUGGAAAUCAGUAUUAUUCCCGACAAAGAAUCUAAAACUUUGAUAAUUCAAGAUACUGGUAUUGGUAUGACUAAGGAAGACAUGAUAAAAAAUCUUGGUACAAUCGCUAGAUCUGGAACUAAAUCAUUCAUGGAAUGCAUUACUUCAAGCAGCGCUGCAUCAGACUUCAACCUUAUUGGACAAUUUGGUGUUGGAUUUUAUUCAGCUUAUUUAAUCGCAGACAAAGUUACCGUUAUUUCCAAGCACGACAACGAUGAUCAAUAUAUUUGGGAAUCAUAUGCUGGUGGAACUUUCACUGUAACUAAAUGGAAUGAAGAUUCAUGCUACCCUAAGUUAACUCGUGGAACUUACUUAGUUCUUUCUCUCAAAGAAGAUCAACUUGAAUUCGCUGAAGAAAAGAAAUUAAGAGAAAUCAUUAAAAAACAUUCAGAAUACAUCAAUUUCCCAAUUCGCUUGUCUGUCAAGAAAACUAAAUCUGUCGAAGUAGAACUUGAAGGAGAAGAGUUAGAAGAAGCUAAGCGAAAAGAAGUUGAUAACAAAGAAGAAAACGAAACCGAACCAAAGAAAUACACAAAGACCAUAGAAGAGCAAACUGUGGAAUUUGAAACAAUUAACAGCACCAAACCUAUUUGGAUGAGAAAACCAGAAGAUGUUACUGAAGAAGAAUACGCAGCAUUCUACAAGACUCUUUCAAAUGAUUGGGAAAAGCAUUUAUGUGUAAGUCACUUCUCAGUUGAAGGACAAAUCGAAUUCAAAUGUGUUCUUUUCGUACCUAAGAGAGCUCCAUUCGAUCUUUUUGACACAAAGAAAAAGAGAAACAACAUUAAACUAUAUGUCAGAAGAGUCUUCAUCACAGAUGACGCCGAAGAACUUAUUCCAGAAUGGUUGUCUUUUGUCAAGGGAAUAGUCGAUUCAGAAGAUCUUCCACUCAACAUAUCUCGUGAAUCUCUUCAACAAAACAGAAUUAUGAAGAUUAUUCGUAAGAACAUUGUAAAGAAAUGUAUCGAAUUAUUCGAAAAGAUAACAGAUUCUAAAGAAGACUAUAAGGUCUUUUUUGAACAGUUUGGUAAGAAUAUCAAACUUGGUGUUCACGAAGACAGCAACAACAGAGCUAAAUUAGCUGAAUUACUCAGAUAUUCAACCACCAAAUCUGUCAAUGAAGAAAUUUCUCUUCGCGAAUACGUCGAUAGAGCCCCAGAAAGUCAAAAAGCUAUAUACUACAUUUCUGGUGAAAACAAACAAGCACUUAUCAACUCUCCUUUCUUGGAACGUCUUAACAAGAAGAACUAUGAAGUUAUUUUAAUGACUGACCCAAUUGAUGAAUACGUUGUACAACAAUUAACUGAAUACGACGGAAAGAAAUUUGUAUGCUGUUCAAAAGAAGGCAUGAACCUAGUUGAAGAUGAAGAAGAAAAGAAGAAACUUCAAGAACUCAAAGACGAGUUCGAACCUUUGACCAAUGUCAUCAAAGAAAUUUUGCAUGACAAAGUUGAAAAGGUUGUUAUUUCUGAACGAGUAACGAAUAGUCCAUGUGUCUUAGUCACCUCCGAAUACGGUUGGAGCGCUAACAUGGAACGUAUCAUGAAAGCUCAAGCUCUUCGCGACACUACUAUGUCUUCCUACAUGACUGCAAAAAAGACAUUAGAAAUUAAUGUUCACCACCCAGUUUUAAAGGAACUUAAAGUUCGUGUCAUGAACGACAAAAACGAUACUACUAUCAAAGACUUAGUUUGGCUUUUGUUUGAAACUGCUCUAUUAACUUCAGGUUUCUCUUUGGAAAACCCAGCGACAUUCGCGUCUCGUAUUCAUAAAAUGAUCCAAUUUGGCUUAAGUAUACAAGACUCUGAAUUCCAAGAACCACCUCAUCUCGAGAGCAUUGAGAUUUCUCAAGAAUCAGCAGCUAAAAUGGAAGAAGUUGAUUAA
This is a messenger RNA of Dermatophagoides pteronyssinus (European house dust mite), 2121 nucleotides long. Its product is annotated as heat shock protein 90-like. Lineage: Eukaryota; Metazoa; Arthropoda; Arachnida; Sarcoptiformes; Pyroglyphidae. The record is from RefSeq and is a predicted model, not a curated record.